AUGACGGAAUGUUUUUCAGCUCGUUGUCAACAAGAUCGAAAAUUAGUUCGACGAGAAUUUAAUAAAUGGACAAAAAAUGUAUUAUUUCAAAUUGGUUUGGAAACAAUAACAAAAAAUCAUUUUGAUUUUGAUGUUAAUCUAUUUAAUCAAACAGAUGAUGGACGAAUACCAAUUGAUUUUAAUCCUAAACAAGAAUGUUUAUUUUGUAUUAAUCGACAAGAAUAUCAUGGCAAUAAAAAAGCAAAUAAUCAAAUAAAUGAACAUCAUCAUUCAAUAACAGAAACAAUUAUUGAUGAUGAUGAAAAUGCACCAUUAGAUUUAAGUUUAAAAUCAACGACAAAUAAUUCGUCAUUAAUUAUACCAAAUAAUCGAACAAAUGUCAAGUUACAUAAUAAUAAAGUAAAUCCUUCAUCUUCAAGUUCUUCAUCAACAUCAAGUGUAUCAUCAACUCGUUCAUCAUCUAUUCAUAUAAAAACUAAAACUAAAUCAAAUCAACCAACAAAUUAUAUACCAAAAGGACGAUCAGCUGAAAUAAUCAAUACUACUACUACUACUACCAGUAAUAAUAAUAAUAAUAAUAAUAAUAAUAAUAAUAAUAAAAUCGUGAUUGGUACCGAUGGUAAACAAAUCCGUCCAAAACGUGGUCAAUAUCGUCGUUAUGAAUCUGAACAAUUAGCUAAAGCUGUAGCAGCUGUUUUAAGUAAUGAAAUGUCCGUACAUAAAGCUGGCUCAUUUUUUGGUGUACCACAUUCAACAUUGGAAUAUAAAGUCAAAGAACGAAAUAUUAAAGUAUCAUCAACAACAAAAAAUAAAAAUGAAUCUACAUCGUCAAUAUCUAUCAAUGACAAUGAUAAUAAUAUACACCAUGGUGAAAACAAUGAUGAAGAUGAUGAUAAAUCGUCGAAAGGACUUGCUACUUGUCUUCCUCCAUCGAACAGUAGUACAAAUAAUGAUCAUCAAGAUACUAUUGAUGAUGACAAUGAGUCAAAUGAUGAUGAUGAGGAUGAGGAUGAUGAUCUUGAAGAAUAA
Messenger RNA from Rotaria sp. Silwood2, 1029 nucleotides. NCBI's taxonomy places the organism in Eukaryota, Metazoa, Rotifera, Eurotatoria, Philodinida, Philodinidae. The record is from the annotation of a GenBank genome assembly.